GAGCUCACUCCCUCCUAAAGGAGGUCAGUUAUCGACGACAACGUUUCUUUUUCACUAUACACAAGAACAUCUUGCGUAUCAACACAAAAUAUUUUCCAGUUUUUCGUUCCUCCUUAUAUAUCCGUUUUUAUGUCCCUGGUGCUUUCUAUUCGUUUUUAAAGGAAAAAAAAGGGAAAUUGUUGAAAAACUCCAACAGAAACAGAAAUUGGGACGUAAGUGUUUUCGUUUUUAAGAGAGAAAGAGGGUCCCGGCAAUCAGAGAGGAGAAAAAUGAAUUCAGAACUUUUGUUGGUGACAAUUUUUGUCGCCUUUGCAAUGGUCAUUAUGGCGGUGUCCACCCAUUCUACUCAAAAAAUAGAAGACCAAAUCGAAACCAAUUUAAAAAUCAUCAAACGCUCGCAAUGGAAUGCAGCAAAACCAAUAGACAAAUCGCCCUUCAAUAGCCCGGUGCCAUAUGUGAUCGUACAUCACACGGCCAGCCCCCCUGCAUGCUACACACAUUUAGCCUGCCAAAAUGCAUUAAGGUCAAUGCAGAGGACUCAUCAACUGGUUAACGGGUGGGAUGACAUUGGUUACAAUUUCCUAAUCGGAGCCGAUGGUGAAAUUUACGAGGGUCGUGGCUUUGGUGUACAAGGGGCUCAUGCGCCCGGCUACAAUUAUCGCAGCAUAGGAAUUUGCCUAAUUGGCAAUUGGUCAGACUCAGUGCCACCCCAAGAGAUGCUGGAUAAAAUGAAAGAGCUUAUAAAUUAUGGCGUCGAGAAGGGUCAUAUCCAAAGGAAUUAUAGACUGCACGGACAUGGCCAAGUAAAGGCAACCGAAUGCCCAGGCAAGGCUUUACAAGCGGAAAUUGAAAAAUGGGAACAUUUUAGUAGAGCCACAAAAAGAUAGACGAGCUCUGACGUAAACAGGCGUUUACUAAGCAAUUGGAAUUUAAAUUGAAGUAUUAUAGAGAAGAAAAAAUAUUUGUAUUGUAAAGUAAAUCCUUAUUUUUUAAAUUAUUGUGCUUGGAUGGAGUUAAGUUAUUCGAAUAAAUAGAAAAUUA
This is a messenger RNA of Episyrphus balteatus (marmalade hoverfly), 1041 nucleotides long. RefSeq names its product peptidoglycan-recognition protein LB-like. The record is from RefSeq and is a predicted model, not a curated record. Gene Ontology annotation, molecular function: peptidoglycan binding; zinc ion binding; N-acetylmuramoyl-L-alanine amidase activity. The coding region runs from base 270 to 887 and encodes 205 amino acids. Lineage: Eukaryota; Metazoa; Arthropoda; Insecta; Diptera; Syrphidae. The transcript is spliced from 3 exons. Gene Ontology annotation, biological process: innate immune response; peptidoglycan catabolic process.